This is a messenger RNA of Anopheles nili, 3741 nucleotides long. RefSeq names its product sarcalumenin. NCBI's taxonomy places the organism in Eukaryota, Metazoa, Arthropoda, Insecta, Diptera, Culicidae. The record is from RefSeq and is a predicted model, not a curated record. Bases 78 to 3272 code for a protein of 1064 amino acids. Gene Ontology annotation, molecular function: GTP binding. The transcript has 12 exons.
CCUUCGAGCAUCGUCCGAGACGCACGCUUCAUAUGUAAGUGAAAUAAAGCCGAGCAUCACCGAGCAAGCGGGCAACAAUGCGACGCAUUUCGGCGUGGGUCCUAUUGGGCCUGGCGCUGUUUACGCUAAGUGCGGCUGGAUUGCACGUGCGGGCAGAAACACCAACCGAGUACGAAUGCAGACCAUACAUCGAGAAAGCCAUCCAGGACCUCAAGUCCGAAUCAGCGGAAGUUGCCGAAGAAAAUGCCAGUAUAGAGAACACGAUCGAUGUGACAAGCCAGGAGGAACAAGACAACACGGCCGCUGAAGAAGUGAGCGUUGAGGAAACGGACACUGCCACGGACGAUGCUUCGGAAGAGAUGACUCCCUCGGAGGAGGUGCAGGAGCAGCUUUUCUCGGACAACGUAGAAACGGAGGACGCUGCCGACUCGGAACCAGCCGACGACGACGCUGUGGAAAAUGCCGAACAGUCGGAAGAAACCGGCACUGAGGAGGAGAACGAGGCCGUCGAUCAGGAUGAAGAUGAGGCUGAAGAGGCCACAGAAGAAUCCACUGCAUCGGAGGAGGCCGAACCAGUAGUGUCUGAAGAAAACGAACAGACGGAAGAUGCUGCUGCCGAAUCCGAGGAGCUGGCCUCUGAGGAAUCUGCCAAUCAAGUGCUGGAAGCUGACGCGGACGAGACUGAUGAAGAUGACGAUGGCGAGGAUGAGGCAGAAGCAUCCGAAGAGGUCACUCAAUCGACGGAGGAAACAGCCACUAGCCAGGAGGAGCAAGCAGACAGCACGGAAGCUGAUGAACAGGAUGAUGAUGAUGAUGAUGAUGAAGAUGAUGAAGAUGAACAAGACGGCGACGCAGUAGAGGCCGUCGAGGAUGAAGAUGUUUCUCAAGAAAAUGAAGAAGACAAAGAAGAAGAAGAUGAAGAUGAUGAACAGGAAAAACAAGUUGAUAGUGAAGAAGACACUGAAGAUGAUGACGAAGAAGAAGAAGAAGGUAAUGGAGAAGAAAAAGACGAUGAGGAUGAUGAUGACGAAGAAGGUAAAGAUGAUGAGGAUGAUGAUGACGAUGAAGAUGAGGAAAGUGCAGUUAAAGGAUCGUACGACGAUCGCGAUCAGCGCGAUGAGGAAAAUGUGUCAGAAGAAGAAAACGACGCCGUGUCUGAGCAAGUUGAUGAGAACAGUGCAGAAGUAGAUGAUGAAACAAUCGAUAGUUCCGAGGAUGUCAGUGAAAACGACGAUGCCAACACGGAAGGAACAGACUCGCAGGAACAGGAAACCACCACUGGUAACAGCGACGAGGAUGAUGAAGCGAUGACUGAGCAAGAUACACCCUUAAGUACUGAGGAAGAGCCCGAAGAACCGGCCAGUGAGGAAGAACAAGACACUGACGGUAGUGAGAAUGUAAGCGAAGAGACUGAAAAUGAGUUAGACUCGAGUGCUCCCACAACAAGCGAGGAGGCUACUGAAGCAGACUCCGAGGUAGAGGAGGAUGAGCAGUCUGCCGAAGCAGCUGCCGAGAGUCAGGAAGAGGAAACACCAAGUGAACCACUGACGGAGACUAGUGAGGAAGAGGAGGAGGAGGAGGAGGAGGCGGAAGAGAGAGAGGCAGCUGCGGAGGACAGCACCGAAGCUGAAGCUGUCAGCGAAGAAACUCCGGAAGUGUCUGAGGAACAAGAGGAACCAAGUGCUGAAGAGGUUUCGGUGAGUGCUGAACAAGCGACGGAGAGUGCUGAACAAGGUGCUGAGGAGUCCGCAGAAGAGGAACCGGUAGCCGAAAGCGAUGAAGUGGCCGUUGCGGAACAGGACUCGACCGAAUCCGUACCAGAAGCGGAAGCGGAAGGCGUUGAACAAGCGUCGCAAGAAACCGAAACUGACUCGAAGGAGGAAUCAUUCCCCGAGGAAGAUUUGCUAUUGGAGUACCAAAUUCCAUCCAAUCUUAGAGAUACUACGCACAUCUACGAACUGCUCAACAUCAACGACGAAGCUUCCGCCAGGGAAAAGGCUCUGCACGAAACGGCGGACGUGAUCCUGCGCGAUCUCAAGCGCAUCUACGACAACUCGAUCAAACCCCUCGAAGCGUUGUACAAGUAUCGCGAUCUCAGCAACCGGCACUUUGGUGAUCCGGAGAUAUUCUCCAAGCCGCUCGUGCUGUUCAUGGGUCCUUGGAGUGGCGGCAAAUCGACCAUUCUGAACUACCUUACCCACAACGAGUACACACCGAACUCGGUGCGAACGGGUGCUGAACCAUCGCCAGCGUACUUUAACAUUUUGAUGCACGGAAACGAGCCGGAGGUGUUGGACGGCACCCAGUUGGCGGCCGAUUGGACUUUUUCGGGAUUGCAAAAGUUUGGACAGGGUCUCCUUGACCGGCUGCGUGGUCAGAAGCUGCCCAACAAGCUGCUAGAACGGGUGAACAUUGUCGAGAUUCCAGGCAUUUUGGAAGUGCGGAAACAGGUGUCCAAAUAUUUCCCCUUCAACGAUGCCUGCCAGUGGUUUAUUGAUCGCGCUGACAUCAUCUUUCUGGUGUACGAUCCUUCCAAGCUAGACGUUGGACCAGAAACCGAAGCCAUCCUGGACCAGCUCAAGGGACGAGAAUAUCAGACACGAAUCCUGCUAAACAAGGCUGAUCAAGUGAAACCUGAAGAGCUGUUGCGAGUCCAGAGUGCCUUGAUCUGGAACAUUUCUCCGUUGAUGUCGUCAGCGCAACCACCGGUGAUGUACACCGUGUCGCUUUGGUCGAAUCCUUUCGAAGUGGGCGCUCCGGUCCGUUUGCUGCAGGCACAGGAGCGAACACUGCUGCUCGAUCUUGGCCAAGCUAUCGAUCGGCGAAUUGAGAACAAAAUCGCGAGUGCGCGUCGCUUUGCGGUUCGCGUCCGCAACCACGCCAAGAUGGUCGACUGCUACCUGACUACUUACUACAACCACAAGACGCUGUUUGGCAACAAAAAGCAGAUUUCCGAGAAAAUCAUUGCCAGCCCCCAGGACUACCACAUCUACGAGGGCCUUUCGACGCUGACCAACAUUUCUCGAUACGAUCUGCCGGAUCCGGAAGUGUACCGCGAUUUCUUCCACCUUAACCCUCUGUACGAGUUUAAGAAGCUGUCGGAAACGUGCACAUACUUCCGCGGUUGUCCGAUUAACAAGCUCGACGUGGCCAUCGCGUACGAGCUGCCCGAGCUUGUCGGCAAGUACAAGAAAGUGGCUGAAGCUGCUCUUGCUAAGCUGGACGUUUUGACGCCAACAUCCGAUUUCAGCAAGGGGAAAUCGAAUAGUUGAGCGAGAAGCGCGCGCUAUCUGUACGAUCGAUAAACUUGCAUUCAAUGCGUAAUGUUAAUGUAGUGUAGUUUCGAUAUACUUGUUUAUGAUUUGUCCUAACGAAUUUUCUACUACUAUCGUCGUAGGUUUCAUGUCCCCGUAAUAUGCCUAAUCGGGGGCAUUGAAACACAGACAUUGUGCUUUUUUCGUUUCCUACUUUUCUCUAAUUCUUGAAGGUUUUUAGGUUGUAUCGAAGCGAACCUAACGAACCGUCACAUCUAGACACGCUUCUGCUGCUGUAACGUGGAUAUGGGGUAUUGAGAACAAGAAAUGCGUCGUCGAUGAGAUAAAGGUUUACUGUUUUCUUAAAAAUAGUUGAUUUUGUUUUGUUAGAAUCUCGUCGACGACACGUGGACGUACACGUAGUAAAACAAAAACGCGAACGUAGAAGAAAAUCUGAUUAAAAAAAAAAAGAAACGUGUGUAUCGAA